This is a messenger RNA of Ilex paraguariensis (yerba mate), 741 nucleotides long. The record is from the annotation of a GenBank genome assembly. NCBI's taxonomy places the organism in Eukaryota, Viridiplantae, Streptophyta, Magnoliopsida, Aquifoliales, Aquifoliaceae.
AUGUAUGGAACCAGAAAAGCUAUUCAUGUGGAAUUGGAUGAUAAGAUUGAAGCUAUAUCCGAGUUGGCUAGAAUUUUUAGGAAUCCAACUAUUGAAUUGGAAUUAAGUGCCUCAAUUUCAAUGCCAAAUGCCAAAUGCCAAUUGUAUGCUUCCAAAUACAUUCUAAGUGGAUCCGACAUGUGGUUUUACGUUUCAGAACAUGAAAAUUUCAAUGACUUCAGUAGUGAAGGUGCACUUGUUUGGCAUGAGACAAAUAUACCUUAUGGAGUUUGGGGCCUAGAGAGUACCAGAUCUCUUUCUUUGAAGUAUCAUCCAUCUGAGGCUUUGAAGCACAAUGGGAGUCUUUAUGCUCAUGUUUUCUUUGCACGUUCUGGUUAUCCGCCAGACCCCAGUGAUCCGGAGUACCAGCCAUCGGCUAGCUUUGGAAGGACGCACUCUAUUGUGGCAUACUUGCCAAAGUCAAAAGCUGAUAAAAGGAAGAGCUUGUUGGGGGAUUCCAAGGGUUCUGCCGAGAGUGCAACCUUGUCUGAGGUUGGUUUUGUGGUCUUAUAUGUUUUUGGGACUUCAAGUGAUGUCAGGUGGUUGAUGACACUCGAGUUGACUCUAAAGAUGAUGGUCCUGUGGAAUGGGUUUCAUAUUGGAAGUCCAAUGUUACAGUCAAUUUGGUUGAUGAUUUUACAAGUACUGUCAGCUUUAGCCAUUGGUCCCACCACCACAUCCAAGCUCCAUCAUAGAGAGUAG